Messenger RNA from Lottia gigantea (owl limpet), 1377 nucleotides. RefSeq lists its product as hypothetical. The record is from RefSeq and is a predicted model, not a curated record. NCBI's taxonomy places the organism in Eukaryota, Metazoa, Mollusca, Gastropoda, Lottiidae. Bases 1 to 1377 code for a protein of 458 amino acids. The transcript has 3 exons.
AUGUCAACUAUUGAAGCUGAUCUGAAGAAGAAAACCUACAUUGAAGGCAAAGAGUUACGGAAUACGGCCAUCAUUUCCGUAUCGUUUAUGGUAGUAUUUACAGCACACAUCGCAUUGCAGAAUCUGCAAUCAAGUUUACACGAAGAGGAACAAUUAGGAGUGAUUGCUCUCAGCUGUUUAUAUGGUGCCAUUAUAUUUUCAGGAAUAUUGGCACCAACAUUCAUUGGAGCUAUCGGUGCAAAAGGAUGUAUUAUAGCAUCGUGGGUUGGUCAUUUAAUUUACACCAGUGCUAACUUUUACCCCACAUGGGCUACUCUGAUACCGGCGUCUAUUUUACUGGGUUUGUUUUUCGGUCCACUUUGGACAUCCCAGAGUUUGUAUAUUUCCGCUUGUGCCUAUUCGUACUCGGGAUCAACAGAUGAAUCGCCAUAUUCUGUGUUAAGUAAAUUGAAUGGUUUAUUCUUUAUGAUGUACGAAACCACACAGAUCACUGGUAAUCUAAUUUCAUCUUUGGUUCUUCAACAUAGUACAUACAACAUGUCGGAUGCAAAUAUCACCAAAUAUUGUGGACCUCACGAUUGUCCGGGUCACAUUAAUUCUACCGAUAUCGAGGAACCGGACGAGGAACUCUUUCAUCUUCUGUUAGGAAUAUUCCUGAGUUUAGAAAUGAUUGGACUUUUUAUAACUAUCGUCUUUCUCAAUUCUUUACCUAAAAGUGACUGGACACUGUCAAAGUCUGUAAAAGAAUCAAUGGCGUCGUGCUUUGUGACUUUAGUAAAAAGUGAAAUAAUUUUCUUGGUGCCUUUUAUUAUGUUUCAAGCUAUGGAGCAAGCCAUUUUAUUGGGAGAUUUUACAAAGGCUUACAUCAGUUGUCCUCUAGGAAUACAUAUGGUUGGGUUUGUGAUGGCAUGUUACGGUGCGUCUACGGCAACGUUUGCGUUUGUAUUCAGUAGACUGGCAAAAUACACUGGGAGAUACCUAUUGUUUUUCAUGGCGUUUGCUACUAAUAUGGCGUUGUUAGUAUUUCUGUAUUUUUGGAUACCGUCUAACGAUAGUCCUGUAUUGAUAUUUACUAUACCUACUAUUUGGGGAAUUGCAGAAAGUAUAUGGCAGACACAGUCAAGUUCAUUGAUAGCUUUGUUAUUUUCUGACAAGAAGGAACCAGCAUUCGCCAACUAUCAUACAUGGAAAGCCGUUGGCUUCACGAUAACUUUUAUAUAUGGCAGUUUUCUCUGUGUUUCUGUUAAACUGAUAAUAGCCGCGUCGUUACUGGGUAUAGGCUUUGUGCUGUAUGUAUUUGUGGAGAUCAGAAUCUACAGGAAAGAAAAGGCUUCAUUAAGAGGUCCACCACAGAGAUCUUCUUCUGCGUCUUCUUAG